CUUCUCCUUCUCCUUCUCCUUCUCCUUCUCCUUCUCCUUCUCCUUCUCCUUCUCCUUCUCCUUCUCCUUCCUCUUCUCCUUCUCCUUCUCCUUCUUCUUCUGCUUCUCCUUCCCAUUUUCCUUCUCCUUCUCCUUCUCCUUCUCCUUCUCCUUCUCCUUCUCCUUCUUCUUCUGCUUCUGCUUCUCCUUCUACUUCUCCUGCUUCUUCUGCUUCUCCUUCCCCUUCUCCCUCUCCUUCUCAUUCUUCUUCUGCUUCUCCUUCUCCUUCUGCUUCUGCUUCUCCUUCUCCCGCUCCUUCUCCCUCUCCUUCUCCUUCUCUCUCCCACUUCUUCUCCUUCUCCUUCUCCUAUUCCCUCUUCAUCUCCAUCUACUUAUCCCACUCCUUCUCCCACUCCCUUCCCCUCUCCUUCUCCUUCAAGCUCUACUUUUGCUCUCUCCCUCUCAGUUUCUCUCGUUCUUUCCUAUAGUGUCCCUAUUCUCUCUCUCUCUAGCUCUACCUCUAUCUUUCUCUUUCAAAUGAUGUCUCUCUCUUGCCUCGUGUUGUAUUUUUGUCAGUCCGUCAGUCUGUCUUCCUCCUUCUCUCUCUUCCUCCAUCAGGUCUUCCUCCUUCUCUCUCUUCCUCCAUCAGGUCUUCCUUCUCUCUCUUCCUCCAUCAGGUCUUCCUCCAUCAGGUCUUCCUCCUUCUCUCUCUUCCUCCAUCAGGUCUUCCUCCUUCUCUCUCUUCCUCCAUCAGGUCUUCCUCCUUCUCUCUCUUCCUCCAUCAGGUCUUCCUCCUCUCUCUUCCUCCAUCAGGUCUUCCUCCUUCUCUCUCUUCCUCCAUCAGGUCUUCCUCCUUCUCUCUCUUCCUCCAUCAGGUCUUCCUCCUUCUCUCUCUUCCUCCAUCAGGUCUUCCUCCUUCUCUCUCUUCCUCCAUCAGGUCUUCCUCCUUCUCUCUCUUCCUCCAUCAGGUCUUCCUCCUUCUCUCUCUUCCUCCAUCAGGUCUUCCUCCUUCUCUCUCUUCCUCCACCAGGUCUUCCUCCUUCUCUCUCUUCCUCCACCAGGUCUUCCUCCUUCUCUCUCUUCCUCCAUCAGGUCUUCCUCCUCUCUCUUCCUCCAUCAGGUCUUCCUCCUUCUCUCUCUUCCUCCAUCAGGUCUUCCUCCUCUCUCUUCCUCCACCAGGUCUUCCUCCUUCUCUCUCUUCCUCCACCAGGUCUUCCUCCUCUCUCUUCCUCCACCAGGUCUUCCUCCUUCUCUCUCUUCCUCCAUCAGGUCUUCCUCCUCUCUCUUCCUCCACCAGGUCUUCCUCCUUCUCUCUCUUCCUCCACCAGGUCUUCCUCCUCUCUCUUCCUCCACCAGGUCUUCCUCCUUCUCUCUCUUCCUCCACCAGGUCUUCCUCCUUCUCUCUCUUCCUCCAUCAGGUCUUCCUCCUUCUCUCUCUUCCUCCAUCAGGUCUUCCUCCUUCUCUCUCUUCCUCCAUAAGGUCUUCCUGCCAGUGGUGAUGGUAGCCCAGCUCUACAACACUAAUCCUGUGGGAAGUGAAGUCUAGGCUCUUGUGGGGCGGCUGGGAGUGGAUUUAUAAGAGAAACACCAGUAAGCCUCUUCCCCCUGUAUUAAUGGCAGAUUAGAGUGUUGCUCAGAGUUAAGUCGACAAACACAGACACUGCAGGGCUGGCGGGCAGGCAAGGGCGAGCAGGUGUCUAAACAGGCCAGUACAGGAGCAGGGUGGAGGUGUGCAGAGCUGAGAGUAGUUUAGAGUAAGCAAUGUGUCAGUUAUCAGACAGAGGAGGGAUGAGAACAGCCAUAGCGUACUCACUGUUAAAUGAAUCAUUUUGUUGUAUAUAAUUGUAUUUUUUAUAAGAGGAAAAAGAGACUCUGUCAACAAUCCAGCAUGGGCCAAUGGCUGUAAAAAGAAUGGGCAAAACCAUCGAUCACGUGACUCCAUUCAUUCCUAUAGGACGAGUCAAUAGCGCACGGCACGCUCAGUUUGAGCUACUCCAGGAAUUGACUUUGCAGGCUAAAGAGACUGGACAACCCAAGGGGCACAAAGGGAAAAAAACUAAAUUAGAAAGAAACACAGGAAACCACCCCUAAGGCACAACUUUGCCCGCAGCACUGUUGUGCUGUCUCUACACAUCCAGACGUUCCUGUCUGUCGGCCCACAUAUUCUCAUCCACAUCACACCGGAUAUUUUCCCUUCCAAUGCAACGUGGAAAGAAUCUUUUGGAAUGCCUUAUCCAUCCCCUACAGGCGUCUACUGUGAUGUCCUCUCAUGCUGCAUCCAUUGCAGCCAGCAGGGUCAUCUGUGUGUGUGGCUGACGAUUGUACACCUUCCACCUCCAUGCUGAAAAUAACUCCUCAAUUGGGGUAAGGAAUGGUGAAUAAGGUGGGAGGAAUUCUAUGAGCAUCCUCGGGUGGGUCACAAACCAUUGCCUUAUGAUGUUUGAUCGAUGGAAACUCACAUUAUCACAAAUGACCACAUACUUUGGCAAAUCCUCUCUAAACAGACCCCUCUCAUCAUCAGGGAUGAGAGCCCUGUAGAGAGUCUCUAAAAAGUUGAGUAGAUGCUGGGUGUUGUAUGGCCCUAUAAGGGGGAUAUGGGUUAGGACACCAUGCUCCGAAAUAGCAGCACACAUGGUGAUAUUUCCUCCCCAUUGGCCUGGCAAAUCCACAGUAGCUCUGUGACCGAGGAUAUUCUGACCACGCCUUCUUCAUUUGGUCAGGUUGAAGCCAGCCUCAUCCAGGUAUAUAAAGUUGUGAGAGGGUUCACUUGAUUCCAACUCCAUUAUACGCUAUAUCCCAGAACACACAGUUGAAUUUGUUUUGGUAAGGAAGAGUGACAUAAAAUGUUCCUUCCACAGCAAUGGAAAUGUGUGCAGUUUAUGCUUACUGUACUAUGUAUCGCUAUAAAAUGUUGCUGUAAAGUAGUUACAUAGAGUAUAUUUCUGUAUGCUGUGAAAUACAAGUGGACUACUGUAUUAUGAAGCAUUGUAGGAAGUAUACAGUAUACUGCUUAUAUACAGUAACAGUGCACUGUACAUUGGUGGACAUACCUGUUCUCUCUUCGAAACGUUUGAACUAUUGAGGACACGGUUGAUCUCCCAAUAUUUGGCUGCACCCUUCGACCCGCCUCAGUCAUUGUAAGGCCAUGAUUGACAACAUGGUCUACAAUAGUGGCCCUUAUGUCAUCAGAUAUGCGCCUAUGUCCUCUUCUGCCUCUUCCUCUGUUUUGCCUUCCACCACAAAUCCUUGCUCCUCUUCUUCCUCGUCUUGGCUGUUGACCCUGUUCGUUUCCUGGUCCAUCCAUUAUUGGAAAGUUGCAACUCUGUGUUGUGGUCUGUCUAUACAGUGGGGGAAAAAGUAUUUGGUCAGCCACCAAUUGUGCAAGUUCUCCCACUUAAAAAGAUGAGAGAAGCCUGUACAGAAAACGUUUGACCUCUGUCAUUGCCAACAAAGGGUAUAGAACAAAGUAUUGAGAUAAACUUUUGUUAUUGACCAAAUACUUAUUUUCCACCAUAAUUUGCAAAUAAAUUCAUUACAAAUCCUACAAUGUGAUUUUCUGGAUUUUUUUUCUCAUUUUGUCUGUCAUAGUUGAGGUGUACCUAUGAU
Oncorhynchus keta (chum salmon) is the source of this 3585-nucleotide messenger RNA. RefSeq lists its product as uncharacterized. The transcript has 3 exons. The coding region runs from base 517 to 1458 and encodes 313 amino acids. Lineage: Eukaryota; Metazoa; Chordata; Actinopteri; Salmoniformes; Salmonidae. The record is from RefSeq and is a predicted model, not a curated record.